AUGUCGAUUCUUGAUGAUUUCAUUCGCGCCUCCGACCGUGUAGUCGAGUUCCAGGCGUAUUUCGACAAUCUUUCUUCGGAUAGUCAUUCUCUUCAUACCUUGGAAGUUCAGAAGGAUGAGAUAGUUCGUCUUUGGUCAGAAUUUAGGUCACGUUAUGAUGAUAUCUUGAAUAAAUUCAAUGAGUUAGAGGAGGACGUUGAUAUCGCAACCUUAAAAUCUAGAUUCUUUUCAACUUUCGAAGCCCAUGUCAAGGUUUUAGCAAAGUCGAAUGAGAUUUUAGAUUCUUUAUGCCGUAACACUAGCUCCCCUGUAUCUGCAAACCCUACACCUGGCCCUAUAGUUGAGAAUACUCCUCAUAUUUCGUUGCCUCCGUGUGAUACUGAGAUUUUUCAUGGCGAUUAUCAGUCAUGGCCAACAUUUCGCGACAUGUUUACAGCUUUAUACCGAAACAGUACCCGUUUAUCCCCCGUUGAGAAGAUGUGUCAUUUAAUUAAGAAAACCCAAAGUGAAGCCCGAGAACUUCUGAAGACUUGUCCCAUAACCAAUGAAGGUUUUGAAAUGGCGUGGCGUAAUCUGGUCAAUCGUUAUGAGAACAAGCGGAUUCUUAUCAAUGCACAAUUAAAGAUCUUAUUCAAUAUUGCCCCAGUUACAAAGGAAACUCCCAGCAAUAUAAGGCGCAUUCAACGAACAAUAAACGAUUGUGUCACAAAUCUAUCUCUGUUGAACAUCGAUACCGAGAACUGGGACAUCAUUUUCGUAUACAUUUGUUCGACUUGUCUACCCGAAAAUACCCUCAGCCUCUGGGAGCAAUCCUUACCAAUAAGCACAGAGUUGCCAACGUGGAAGCAAAUGGACACUUUUCUAACAUCCAGAUUUCAAACUCUCGAAUCAGUUGCCGACAUUCGUACCACCUUUGCAAACCCUAAUACAUCUCAUCCGACUAAAUCCAAUAACUCAAAGAAACAGAAUUUUCCAGAUAAAAAGAAAGUAAAUAGUUACAACACCAGUGUUUCUACCGGGAAAAAUAUUAAGUGUUCAAUCUGUUCUGGCGCGCAUCCCCUUAGGCUUUGUCCAUCGUUUCUUUCCAUGAAUGUUGAUGAACGUUAUGCUGUUGUAAAGAAUCAAAAAAGAUGUUCCAAUUGUUUAGGGACUUCUCACGAAUGGAAGAAAUGUAGAAGUCAAUAUGUAUGCCAUUUGUGCAAGCGUAAACAUCACUCGUUGCUUCAUCGCUCAGAGAAUACAACCCCGCAAGCAAAUUCCCAAACAGUAAAUAUACCACUGAAUCCAAACCCGAGUAAUACGUCCGUAAUUAACCCCCGUUUAACGUCGAAUUUAGAAGGAAACCCUACCACUUCUGCUACAGCGGCAAUGCAAAUGCGACAAACAUACUCCACGCAAAUACAGUCCACAUCAAAUUCUACUGUUUUACUCGGAACCGCUCUUGUUGACAUUUAUUCAGAUGAUCUUAAGUAUACCGUUCGUGCUUUAAUUGACUCUGCCUCCGAAGCAACCUUUAUAUCGAAAAAGCUUCAAAAUAGACUUCUAUUGAAAACCCGAUCUUCUCAAACUGAAGUUCAUGGUCUAAAUGGAGCUCUAACUGCCACAUCCACUCAAUUAUGCUACAUUCGCAUCGGAUCACCCAUAGAUAACACAUUCGAAACGUUUACAGAUGCUUUCGUGGUUAAAAAACUCACUGGACAGCUCCCUUAUUUCCCUUCAGCAGCCUUAAAAGAUAGUGAGUUUUCUGAUCUGAGAAGAGCUGAUCCUUAUAUUUCCAGCUGUUCGGAGAUUGAACUACUCCUUGGUGGAGACAUUUACCCGAAAAUCAUACGAAGUGGUCUUCGAUGGGAUAGUACGCAAUCUUUAGUUGCACAACAGACAGUCUUUGGAUGGAUUAUCACUGGCAGAAUAUCGUCUUGCAACAAUGUCUCCUCAGUUUCGUCUUUUUAUAAUGAUAUAGCCUUAAAUCAACAACUCCAAAGGUUCUGGGAAAUCGAAGAAGUCCCGAGGAGACCACGACUCUCAGUUGAAGACUUACACUGCGAAACGGUAUACCAAUCGACAACAUAUCGCAAUAUUAGUGGUAGAUUUGUAGUUUCGUUGCCUUUCCGGCAAGAAUACCCCGAUGAUAUUCAUAUCGGCCCAUCUCGUCAUAUUGCUCUUUCUCAGUUUCUCCGCAAUGAAGCUAGGCUUAUGAAAAACUCCCCCUUAAAAUCGGAAUACGACCGAGUCAUUUCCGAAUACUCAACGCUCGGUCAAAUGACCAAAGUCAGUCCAUCUAACGCCAAUUCGACAUACUAUAUGCCCCACCAUGCGGUGAUAAAACCUGAUAGUACUACCACGAAGUUGAGAGUAGUAUUCAAUGCGUCAAGUCCUUCAUCCAACGGUAACAGUCUCAACGAUUUACUUUAUCCCGGUCCUAUUCUCCAAGCAGAUUUGACCAUUCUGAUCCUACGUUGGAGACUUUUCCGAUAUGUUUUCAAUUCGGACAUUGAGAAGAUGUAUCGUCAGAUUCUGGUGAAUCCUUCUCAUAUCCCGUUCCAACGCAUAAUUUUUCGAAAUUCCCCCCAAGAUGAACCUCAAGACUAUGAAAUGAAUACCGUAACGUUUGGAGUUAAUUGCGCCCCAUAUUUGGCCAUUCGGACACUCCUUGAGUUAGCUAAAUCCUGUGAAAAAUCCAAUCCAGCAGUUUCAAACAUCCUACGCAACUACAUGUACGUUGACGACGUGUUAGCCGGCGCAUACACACUUUCGACUGCCUUAAGAGAUCGAGAUGAAUUAAUUGAUGUUCUUCAAUCCGCUGGCUUCUCGCUUCGAAAAUGGACUGCAAAUCACGACUAUAUUCUAAAAGGACUUGCUCCUGAUCAUCUUCUAGAUACAGAGUUCCUGAAAUUGUCAGACUCUUGUACAGCUAAAACCUUAGGUUUACGUUGGAACGCCGGAACGGAUCAUUUUUACUUUCAACUUAAGAAUAACCCCGAUCGAAACUCAGUUACAAAAAGAUCAGUUCUAUCAGAAAUCGCCAAGCUCUUUGACCCCGCUGGUUGGUUUUCCCCCAAAGUAAUAGUAGCAAAAAUCAUUAUGCAACAGAUCUGGAAAGAUGAAACAAAUUGGGAUGAAGAACUUAAACCAUCAACGUUGCAACAGUGGCACGAUUUCCUCGACGAUUAUGUCAACAUCGGUAAGAUCCAAAUUCCUCGAUUCGUUGACUUUGACCCGUCUUACUCGAUAGAGUUACAUGGUUUCUGCGAUGCUUCAGAGAAAGCCUAUGCCGCUACUUUGUAUUUACGAGCAGAAAACCUUGGUUAUGUCUCUUCACAUCUGCUAGUCGCCAAAACGAAAGUGGCCCCAGUCAAUAUCAUAUCCCAAUGUCGUACGUGUAUAAUACAAAAGCGUCAAAAAAGUCAACAAAUUAUGGCGGCUUUACCCCCCGAAAGGACAACACUUUCGCGACCAUUCGCUAACACCGGUGUCGACUUCGCUGGACCGUUUAAUAUCAAAACCUAUGUAGGUCGAGGAUGUAAGGUAACAAAGGGUUACGUACUGGUUUUUGUUUGUUUCUCUACCAAGGCCAUUCAUCUUGAAGCCACUAGUGAGAUUUCUACUCAAGCUUUUUUAGCUGCUUUUGCACGUUUCUUCUCCCGGCGUGGUUGUCCAAAUACCCUAUAUUCGGAUAAUGGUACUGCUUUUGUUGGCGCUUGUCACAUCUUGGACGCAGAUAAAACCCAAUUUCUCUCAUUGGUACGACGAAAACUGCUUGAACUACAUUGUUUCACUCCACUAGAAUGGCAUUUUAUACCGCCAGGUGCACCUCAUAUGGGAGGUCUUUGGGAAGCCGGAGUGAAGAGCUUUAAGACGCACUUAAAACGAAUAUCUCACAGCCAGAAUUUUACUUUUGAAGAGUUCUCCACUCUGUUAGCUCGUAUCGAAGCUUGUUUAAACUCAAGACCACUCAGUCCUAGUAGUGAAAACCCCACGGAUCUAUGUGCGCUAACCCCCGGACAUUUCCUUAUCGGUAGUCCCUUAUUAUCUCCCCCAGAGCCUAAUCUAACAGAUCACUCAUUGAGUUAUGUUAAUCGUUGGCAAAAACUAAAGGUUCUUCACCAUCACUUUGCGCAGAGGUGGAAAGAGGAAUAUCUUAAAGAACUUCACAAACGUUUUAAGUGGAAAUUCCCCCAGCGUGAUUACGCUAUCGGCGAUUUAGUCGUCGUUAGGCAAGAUAAUUUACCCCCCAAUCAAUGGCGACUUGGUCGUAUUGAAAAGGUUGUUCAUGGUUCGGAUCACCGAGUCAGAGUUGCCGAAAUACGAACUGCCAACGGCAUCGUUACUAGGCCAAUCGUCAAACUAGUUUUACUCCCCAAUACCGAACAACGCAUUUAA
Lucilia cuprina (Australian sheep blowfly) is the source of this 4380-nucleotide messenger RNA. RefSeq lists its product as uncharacterized. The record is from RefSeq and is a predicted model, not a curated record. Gene Ontology annotation, molecular function: nucleic acid binding. NCBI's taxonomy places the organism in Eukaryota, Metazoa, Arthropoda, Insecta, Diptera, Calliphoridae. Gene Ontology annotation, biological process: DNA integration. Bases 1 to 4380 code for a protein of 1459 amino acids. The transcript has 2 exons.